Molecule: messenger RNA, 13587 nt
Organism: Monomorium pharaonis (pharaoh ant)
Lineage: Eukaryota; Metazoa; Arthropoda; Insecta; Hymenoptera; Formicidae
Gene: cno
Product: afadin
Exons: 27
Coding region: 1-9513 (3170 amino acids)
Biological process (GO): signal transduction; regulation of protein localization
Cellular component (GO): adherens junction
Molecular function (GO): cell adhesion molecule binding
Source: RefSeq, a predicted model, not a curated record
AUGACGGUGUCUGAAGAGAUGGCAACGGAACUGGCGAAUAAAAAGGCGGAGCGGGAGGCUCUCAGGGGGGUGAUACAGCAAUGGAACGCCAAUCGCUUGGACCUGUUCGAACUUUCGGAGCCCAACGAGAACCUGGAGUUUCAUGGCGUGAUGAGGUUUUAUUUCCAAGACAGCGGCCAGAAGGUCGCCACCAAGUGCAUCAGGGUCGCCUCGGACGCGACCAGUCAGGCGGUGAUAGAAACGCUCAUAGAAAAAUUUCGUCCCGACAUGAGAAUGCUGUCCGUCCCGGAGUACGCUCUUUACGAGAUUCACGAGAAUGGAGAAGAGCGUAAACUUGACUUAGAAGAAAAGCCACUGUUAGUUCAACUAAAUUGGCAUAUAGACGAUCGGGAGGGACGCUUCUUGUUGAAGAGGAUCGACGAUAAGACCAAUGCGCAGGGCGUCGGUUUUAAUUCAGCCGAGGGUUCUAGCUUCCGAAGAAAACUGAGCAAGCGGGAGAAGAAACAGAUCAAGAAGCAGGAGAAGCUUAGUCGACUAAAGAGCUUGGAGCAAGAUGAGAAUACGGUGCCUGGCGAUCAGAACGGUGUCGCUGAGAAGCUUUAUACUGAAUUGCCUGAGACCAGUUUUACGAGAAGUAUUUCGAAUCCGGAAGCGGUAAUGAGACGCCGCCGUCAACAGAAGCUUGAGAGGAGGCUCCAGCAAUUUCGCAGUAAAGACGGCGGUCCCGACACGGGCGGCACAUUGAAAAUUUAUGGCGAGGCGUUGUGCAAAGACGUGCCAUAUAAAACGCUGUUGUUAAGCGUACGAGAUUCUGCCGCACAGGUCGUGCGAGAGAUGCUUUCUAAAUACGGUCUGGAAAAAGUGGACCCGCAGUUAUAUUGCCUUGUACAGGUCAAUAGUGAAAACAUGGGUGGUAAUGCGCAUCAGGAAUAUAUACUGGACGACGACGAAUGUCCUUUGGCGAUAUUAAUGAAUCAUCCCUCUACACGAGGUUCUAUUAUGUUUCACGUGAGAAGGAGGCCUGCAGAUUAUAUGCCGCGGAAACGUAAAAAGAAACCUGCUGGAAAGUGGAACGAAUUAGAUCAUAGGUACGAGGACGAGAGGCUACCAUUCCUGUUGGAGCUUAAUCCUGACGGAAGCGAUAUUCCGAACGGCGCCGGAGUACGACACCGAUUACAACCAAAUGUCACGGAAGUCGGAUCGGAAAGACCGAUAGGGCCACAGGCGGUGCAAGCACAGACACUGACGCUACCAGGACCGACUGUGAUGCCCAGGCAUUGCGUUAUAGCUUUUACCGAGAAUAUUGUGACUCUCACACCGUGUUCCAGAGACGCGCACACGUAUGUCAACAACCAGAGGAUACACCAAACGACUAUUCUACAGAAUGGUGCUAUCAUCAAGUUCGGCAGAAUGCACACCUUUCGAUUCAUUGACCCGGCGCCGGAAGAUCGCAUUAGGCAGAGACAUGAUUCCAACAAACAGAUUGACUACGCUUACGACCGACGCUCGCCGGACGCGACCAGUCAAGACGUCAGCUCGGAGAAGUUUAAUCCGGGGUCUGGAACACCGAACGGCGGUGGUCAGAUCUCGGGGCAGACACAAGAACGCACAGCCCCGUCGAGUCCCUCGAAGUCCGCUGUCGCAGCAGUUCGUAGCCCUCGUAGUCCCACGCACCCACCGGAGCCCACGCACAAUUAUGAGACCACAUUCGAUCUGGAUGGAAACGUGGAGACCGCUAGUCUGAGCAGCAGCAGAGACGGCAACAGACUCUCACAAUACGAUCGGCAGCCGCGAGGCACGGAUCCGAUUUUGCCAGCUGUCUUGGAGUUUCUUGAGGAAACAGAGGAAACAUUUCUUCAUGCUGUCAUCACCGAUGUAGAGCCUUCAGCGCCUCAAUUCAAAUUGGCACCAACCUAUACUCUCUAUCUUAGCGCGAGAUAUCGCGCCAGUACUCACUACAGACCAGAAUUGCAGCCUACAGAAAGAGCGCAUCGACUCACCGUCAUGUUGGCAAAUGUCGCUACCAUGAUCCAGCGCGUUAUCCAGGAACGUUACAUGGAUGCAUCGUCGUUGGCCUUUUGGCUGGCGAAUGGCUCGGAACUGCUACACAUGUUGAAGAGUGAUCGACACGUGGGCGCAUUUUCUACACGAGCACAAGACAUCUUAGCAGACGCGGUGCAUACGGCCUUCGGUUCACUGGUGCGAUGUGUCACUUUAGAACUCACGCCGGCGAUGACGCAGUUCAUGGCGGACGCGGACGAACCAGCAAAGGAGGCUGGGGUGCUGCAAAUCUUUUCGAACACAAUGGCUUUAUUGCGACGAUGCAGAGUGAAUGCUGCGUUGACGAUACAGCUGUUCAGUCAUCUGUUUCACGCGAUCAACGCCACAGCCUUUAAUACUCUCGUCUCAAAUGGGAAUCUGUGCGUUAGAUGGUUUGGACGCAGACUUAAAGCGAGGCUGAAUGCAUUGGAAACCUGGGCUGAGAGACAAGGUUUGGAACUUGCCAGUCAAUGCCAUUUGGCGACGAUUAUGCAGGCGACUCAUCUAUUACAAGCUCCCAAAUACAAUGCUGAGGAGCUGGCCACGCUAAGCUCGACCUGCUUUAAAUUGAAUUCUCUGCAAGUGAGGGCGUUACUGCAGAAAUAUCAACCGGCCGCGGACGAGCCUAGAUUACCUGCUGAGUUGAUUGAGAACGUUGUGAGAGUAGCAGAGAGUGUUGCGGAUACACUUGCACGUGCAGAUGGCCGCGAAAUAAGACUUGAAGAGGAACCUGUCUUAGGGCUAGCAUUAUUACUUCCAGAGGAUGGCUAUAGUUGCGAACUAAUAAGAGGCGUGCCACCAGGAUUAGCGGAAUUUCUGGCACCUCUGCAACGAGAUGGUUUAUGUCGAAUGGCGGCCCAACCUACCAGUAGUGGCUAUUGGACCAUUUAUAUGAUAGACCAUCAUAACAAUUUGCGUAGUCCCAGCGCAAUGAGUAAUAGAUCAGGUGGCUAUAUGAGCCAUAUCAAUCAAAACCAAGCUCAACCUGAGAUACAUGUUAUUAAGUUACACAAGAGUACCAAUGGCAUGGGCUUAAGCAUAGUCGCAGCAAAAGGCGCAGGGCAGGACCGAUUAGGUAUCUACAUCAAAAGCGUUGUUGCUGGAGGUGCCGCUGAUGCUGAUGGUAGACUGACAGCAGGUGAUCAACUGCUCAAAGUAGACGGACAAAGUCUCGUCGGAAUUACGCAAGAAAAAGCUGCCGAAUAUCUUGUGCGCACCGGUCCAAUCGUGACAUUAGAAGUUGCAAAACAGGGUGCUAUAUAUCAUGGACUCGCAACGUUAUUAUCUCAACCUUCUCCUGUAAUGGGAAGAGAGCAUAAGACUCGACCAAGGUCCGAGCUCUUAGAGUCAGCGGUAGAGGCAACGGAGAUGACCAAUAAUCAGCCAGCCACGUCACACUCAAUGGGCGACUUAUUAUCCUACCCGAAGCAGGCACCAUGUCAGGAUUUAGUUCAACCAGGUGCGAUCCCGUCUCAAUGCAUUGUCGAGACAUCCUUUUACAGUAAUAAGGUCGACCGAAGUUUUCCACGAGUCGACGUCAACGAGUACCAUUCCGCGCGGCAAGCUCCGUACACCAUCUUCCGUCAGAGAGGCGCGUAUCCCGGUGUCUAUUCCGUCGAUGCGUACCGUGGUACUGUCAAUGAGAGAGAACACCUUUAUCGUCCUUCCACUCCCACCGUAUCUCCCGUACGUCUUCUGAAACCUCGUAUGCCCUGUCCCUUAAUCUCUAUCACGAGCGACAACGAAGUAUCGUCCAUCAUAUAUCAGGAUGAGAGUGACGAGAACGACGAUAAAAUUAUAGAGGAGGAAGAAAGUAACAUGGAACAGGGUGAAGCCGCGAUGAGUAAUUCGAAUUAUUCAACAGACGCUUUAAAUCCAUUCGAAAGAAUCACCACUCCGCCGCAGGAGUAUGCGGGAACUUCAAAAGAUUACAAACGGCUGAAACAGCCGUUGACUUUCGAUAGAAAUCUUUUCGAUGCUAUACCCUACAUUGACCAAAUUGAUGAUAUUAAUUUCACAGAUUCUUCUGAAUGUGUUCAGGUAAACCCGAAUAAGUGCGAACAAUGUAUUAAAGCCGGUUGUGACAACAAUUUUAAUCUUAAAGAUUCUCAAAAGCGUAUAGAUCGCAACAGCCAACAAACUUUAAAUGUUCCUGAAUUUAGUUUUGAAUUAGAUACACAUAGCAAUCUGAAUUUGUCAUCGACCACUAACCCUACAAAUGAAUCGGUAUUAUUCGUUAAAGACGUUGCUCCUGGAUCAGAUUCUCUUACAGAAUCUAAAUCGGAUGAUUUUUCAUGUUUUCAAACUGUGCAUAAUACCACGAAACGUACAUUGAAUAUUGAUGAACAGUGUGAGGAUAAAUUGGACAUUUCCAAUUCUGAAGACUGCGCGGAUGAGUCUAGUUCCACAAUUAACGAUGAUUGCGCGUCGAAUAGAGAUAAAGACGCUGAGGAAGGAAUUUCAACUCCUAAAAUGUAUACAAUAAUGCCAGAGUUGCAUCUUGAUCUGAGCGGAUUGAAUAGCGACGUGUCCAGUGACGAAUCCAAAACGGAGAAGUGCUGGAAAUCGCCGGAAGAGGUACGCCUAGGAUGCGGUAGAGUCGCGGCGCUUGCAAAACAUUUUUCAAAACUUGGCGACGCUGGUCUAAUCAAAUUCAAGUCGACCAAAUUGAACGGUUCCCGUCAGUUCGUGUCUGAACCGAAUAUCAUAACGUCGGACAAAAACGACGAACAUUUGCACCGGCCUUGUCACACACAAAAAGAAUACAAAUCGGACUCGGAUUUGAUAAAAGAAGGAGAUGAAAACUUUCGAAUUUGCUCAGGUGGGAGACGUAAUAACAUCAUUUUAGUUGAUGUUGAAGCGGACGGCAAUUUUGCAAUCGAAGAAUGCAAGUUUCACCAUUGCGGCGCUAGACGAGUCACAAUUGCCAGAAUUCCGAUAAACGAACAAGUUGAUACUAAUAAUAAAGAAAGUUUGAUUUCAGCAAUAGAAAAUCACAAUAAGAAUAUUAUUAAAAGUAAAAAUCAAAGUUUACUUGGUAUCAAGAAAGACGUAGCUUUCACAAAGAUAGAAAACAUAUCAAAUAAUGAUAGCAAAGAUCAAGUAUUUCUUGGCACCAAAAAAGACACAAUUUUUGCAGAGAUUGAAGAUGACAAUGUGGCAACUGACGACAAAUCUCAAACUUCUUUUACAGCAAAAAGUCGAAAAAAUGUGCCAGCUGAAAGAAGUAACAUCAAAGAUAGUAGCUCUAAACUUUCCUUUGAACAGCAGCAGGUAAUCACGGAACAACUCGAGCAAUUCUCAAAUCUGGAUAACGCCGAUGCGCCUUUAUUUAUACCGGAGCAAGAUCUGAUGCAAGUUUCUGUUGUUUCUACGAAAAAUGAAAGCGACGGAACGUCCGCUGUUGGCGAUUCGACCCAAUCAAAUUUGAUAAAUCAAUUAGAGGCGGUGCCUCGAGAGAAAUCGUUGUCGUUGAUCGAUACGGACGAUAACUUUCAACAAAAAAUGAAGAAACCUUCUAACUUUUCUUCGUCAUCCUCUUCGCUGCCUUCCGUUCGUUUUCCUUCACCUGCUCAUUCUCCCAUCGUGUUGUCGCUAUCGAAUGUUGCGAAAAGUUCUCUGUCUUUGGAAGAUGUCAGGUCACAGGUUCAUCAGUAUUGUAGGAAACAACCCAAAUGCCUGUUCAUAGACAUUUCUCGUUCUGCCGAUAAGAAUUGCUCCAAUGACAGUUUGUCGGAGAGCUCGUCGAUGCUUCCCUCAUGUGCAAAAUCACGAUUGGGAGAUAAUAAAUUGAACAUUCUGCGAAUGCGAAUUGCUAAACCUGUCUGUAAUAGCGAAAACAAUUCGAUCGACGCUACGAUUUAUAAAAAGGAAGAGAGUGAAAGAGCCGAUUUUCACGACAAGUCCACUAAGCUGACGCGAAGCUAUGAAAGUAUUUUAAACGACAAAGUUUUAUCUGAUUCUGAUGAUCAAACGCGAUCUUCUGAAAAUCUUUGCGAAAAUCUUGAUUCAUCUUGCAAAUUUUAUAACAGAUUGAUAUCGAGUCCCAAGGGAAGUGUGCGAUGGCAUCGUCAUCGUUCUCUCGAAGAACUGAAAUCGAAAAAAACAUCGAGGAAGCGAGACAAUUCGAUGAAUUUAGUUCAAACUGCUGAAGCUCGAACAAAAUUUGAUAAAUUUUUUGGCGAUAAAUUAGAUUCCGAGGAUGUAGAAAAUGUACGAUGGAAUUGUCACCUAUCGCUCGAAGAAUUGGAAUCAAAAAGAGAAUCACGUGAGCAUAGACAGUCAAAUUUAGGUCAAACUGCCGAAGUACAGAGAUCUGACUGUAUGCUGACAAAAAAUCUUUGCACAAAGUACAUAAGCUAUGAUCGAUUAAAAGACAACAAAUUUGAAUUGUCGCGUGGAAACGAGACAAAAGUGGAACGGAAUUCUCAGAGCGAGUUUAACGUUUCGAGACGGAAGUCCGAUUCGCAGAGGGACGGUUGGCACUUCCAUGAGAUCAGCUCACUAAAAGAUGAUGACCGGUCUGCCUUGCGUCCUCGUCGCAUGAGCGAGCGGGAUUUACCAUCGCGGCUUGGACACGACGCCACUCCUCAGCAAAUUCACAGCAGCAAGUCUGUGCCGGCAUUGCAUAAUAUGGGAACUGAGGUCAAGCAACAGCAUGAGGUAUUCAAUCCCGGAUAUAGCAGAGCUUCUUCCAGUAACAGCGUUACACCACCUGUUCAACCACCUCCUAUGGCGACAAUCACCAGUGGAACUUCUUUGCGUUCCAGGUCGAGCCAUAACUUACACGAUCCCAUGAGAAUCGGUACUUUACCACCUAGUGGCUUGGUUACCAGGCAGCAAUCAUCACCCAAUUUGAAUCCAAACGCGACACACACGAAUGCACCCUCGAAUGCACAGAGCACAGAAGCAGAACGAUUUUACCAAAACCUGAGUAUUUAUCGAAAUCAAGACUCAACGGUAAAGCAACAAAUCAGUCCACAACAGCCAGACGACAGGAACUCUCAGCAUAUUCAAAAGAGUUCCCUGAGGGGUUCGCAGAACUCAUUGAAUCGUCCGUCUAUAGAAAUUGGCGGUCACAUGCGAGACCGUCCGACAUCUGCAUACGUUCCUCAAGGUCAGCAGCAAAGCUAUUCAGCAAUCAAUAAUCAAAUGCAACAACACGGCGGAGGGCCACCACCGCGUUCACAAUCUUCGCGCGACAUUAUUCGGCAAGAAGCAAAGAUGCAGGAAAUGCAGGAAGAGGUUCGCCGACGAGAAUUACGCGCUGGCAUGCCUCUGCUUAAUCAACACAGACCGCCGGCAAUGUACAAUGUCGGCAGUCGAGUGGCGGUUCCUCCUGCUCAACAAGUGCCGAAUACUUUGAACGUACGUACGCCGAGACCACUCGGUUCCACGUCGAGUCUAGGAACUACUUCCAAUUAUGCUGCGAGACAAAAUGCACCUGGUUACAAUUAUCCGGAUGUUCAGUAUAAUGUUCCAUAUAAUAGUACGCAAUACGGUCAGUACGGUCAAUAUAAUCAGUACCCCAAUCGAUAUCCGGCAAUUGGAAAUCAAUACGGCCCAAUGAUGUCCAAGCCGAAGAACGAGGCAAUUGCACGCGGCCACCAGCCGAUACCCAAUGAAAAUCUACUUGGCAGAGACUCGAACAUUCAGGAGACGAAAUCAUACACUGAACAAAACCGACAUUUUAGUAGCUCGCAGAAUAAUCCGCAUUAUCCGAAUGGUAAUCUGGAGCAGCGUGUUGAUCAAUAUGGGAACGAUAACGUCGUCAAUCGUUCGCAAAAUGGGGAGGGUCACUCUAUGACGACAUCAGAAGUGCCGCCUAGACCGGCUCUACCUGAAGACACGUUUAAUGAAAGCCCACCACCACCGCCACCCAGCACUUCGACGCAUCCUUUAUAUAAGCAAUCCGAUACGAGGUAUACCGCAAGUAUGCAGGAUCCACCACGAGGUAGUUAUUACCCUGCGGGAGGAAUCAAUGCCAUGCAACAACCGCGUCAGUAUCAGUAUAGCGCGACGAAUCCUUGGCAACGAGAAGAGAGGGAGAAGGAACAAGCCCGUAGAAGAGAAGCCGCUCGACAAUGGCGAGAUCAGCAGAUCGCCGAACUAAGCGCGUUGACGCAUCGAACUCAGCAGCAGGAGGAGCAGCUGCGAGCUCUCCAACUGGAGAGAGACUUCCAGAAACGCGCAGAAGAGAUUGCCAAUCAAGACGAUGACGAGGAGAGCAACGAUUUAGACAACGAGAGUGUACAGCGCGUUCAGGGCUUGCUGAGGAUGGCGGCCAGCCAGGAUAGAACUGUCCAAGGAACCUUACAGCCACCGAUUUUAUCAAGAACAGUCACAGGCAAUCAAUCUAUAAGAGGUGGUUUACCUGUUCAACCUCUUAGCAGCCAAUCUGUUACCAGCAGCCACGCUCAUAUUCUGUCCAACCAAACGGUGUCUCAGAAUGUCGGAAUGAACAGUCCUAGCCAAGAAAACAGCGGCUUGCAUGUGCAAUCAAAUCAGCAACAGCAACAAACGACUAUAGGUCAGAGUGAAGAGCAUGUAUCGACACCUAAUUAUGGCACAUCUCUUAGCCAUUUCAAUUCCGGUCAGAAGUCAUAUUCUAUGGGUACGCCGCAUUCUGUGGAAGACAGGGAAUUGCAACGAAAAAUGGAUGAGGUGAAGCGGAAACAAGUUGAAUACGAAGAAAACCAAAAGAAGCAGGAGGAACAACAAUUGCAAUCGCAGCAACAAACAUAUCAGCCCAGUCAGCAUCCACGCAGUCAGCUUCACCCCAGCAUGUUGCGCUUGGACAAUUUGAUUAUUAAUGGUUCCAACGUAUCUAUGCCUUCACAAAACAAUGUAAACGAUACUGCACCUCCGCCACCCGAACGAGGCUCCAGUUAUGCCGUUAUGUCUCAGCAAAGUGCUCUUAGAUCAAACGGGUCGACUACAUCCAACCUACCUCCUACUUCUCAACAGUCAGCAUCUAUGAAAAGAGUCUCUUUCCAUGAUUCGAAUGCAAAUAGCGAGUCUAUAUUACGCAAUGUAUCAUCUGGAACAUCAAAUCCGCCAUCAAUCUCAAUGGAUACUAUUAGAGAAGAUCCCAACAAUUUUAUCAACGACGCGGAAAAUUUAUUAGCCUCUCCUAAGACACCGGAUGGAUCCGGGACUUCAUUUACUGGCGCAACCCCGGGUGUGAUCGGCGCUCAAGAAGUCUAUAAGGACCCGAGGCAAAAGCGACUGGCGGAGAAGCAGAAACAACAGAACUCACAAAUUGGAGCGGUACCAGAGAAACUUAGUUUCAAGGAGAAAAUGAAGAUGUUUGCGAUGGAAACUGGCGAGGACGGUACACCGCGAGAUAAGGUGAAAAUUUCGCGAGCCCAGCGUGAGAUCGACAACAUCAGUAGCCCGCUUAAUUCCAACAUCCAUAAUAAUAACAACACCACCACCACUAGUGGCAAUAACACCAAUAACAAUAGGACCUAAACGUUGCAUUCUUAUUUUCAGGCUCUUUAGCAAUUAAGAUAGAAUGAAUAUUUUUUUAAAUAUCUAAGGCGCUUGGAGGAAAAUCGUCAUUAUGAACUGCAUAAUUGAAGGAAUGUGAUAUACGUGAAAAAAGGGUAAUCUUUUCAAAAUUUAUAUGAUUUAUUUAUUAAAAAACAGAUAUUACGAUGUUGAUAUAAUGAUACAUUUAUAGAUAUAUAUUUCAAAUUUUAUAAGAAAACUAAUUGUUUAACUGAAGGAGAUAUUGUUAGCAAAAAAAGAAAUUUACACAACUUACAAAACCUACAUUUAUAUUUGCUUUAUUCAAGAGAGUUUCUCAGCCAACUCGUAUGAGACGUAAUAAUUAAGAUUACCGAAUUUCUCUGCCUUAUUUUUCCCCGAACGCUCUGGAUACAUUGUCGUGCGUUUUGUGUCGCGGAUAAGAAGAAAGAGACGUACAGAGAAAUCUGUAUACUACGCAUAGUUGUAGUUUUACGAAGCGAUACAUUUAAUUUUAUUACUAAUGAUAUAUUACACGGAGGGCUACUUUACAUUCAAAAUGAAUCUGAUUAGCCGACGGAGAUUUUUCACACAGUGUUGACAGUACAAAUGGAAUUUUGUAUAGCUCUUUGACCAAAAAUGUUGUGUGUUCUGCGAAGAGAAGGACCAAUAUAAUAACAUAAACGGACGCGACGUUUCGCGACAUUGUUUCGCAACGAGAAAGGAAGCUGUCCGGCCGUUCUCGUGCGUCCAAUAUAUUCCUGAAUACUUCCGGACCAACAUAAUCUUACUAUAAAGAAAUCAAUGUAAUCUGUCGAGACUAAUACGAUAAGCUAAAGAUUGCAAGUACUGAAUAAGCACCUGAGAGGCGGAUUGUUUUGUGAGGAUAGCUCGCGCGAGUGUACAUAAAGAGUAGACAGACAUUAGACCGGGCAACUUGAUUAUCAUACGCGUUAAUUUUAUAUUUAUCUCUCGGCAGCGAAAGAUUCUGAUAUAUAUAUUUAAAUUGUACUACUACUAUAUAUGAUUUACACACUUACGCCAUUAUGCACUGAACAAGAUAUGACAAAGUAGCAAAGGUAGAUAGAAAAUAGAACGGAAAAUAGAAAAAGAGAAGAGAAAAGGAGAACAUGUUCGCAUGAGUGGUAGCGUAUGUAUGUGCGUGUGUAUGUGCGUAUAAAUGAGAAAUGAAGAAUGCGAAUAUAAUGAAAGAUUUAUAUUUAUAUAUAACACGUUCCAGAAGUAUAGCUAUGGCACUAGUUUAGUUCUCGUAUUAAAGCUCCAUUUUGCGUAGAGUUCGAACGACAGUUCUAUUCUUCAGAACUCGAAUGGCAGCCCUACCAUUCUGUAGAACUCUGAUAAAAGCUCCUAGAAUACAAACGAAGGCUCUAUUACAGGCUCUUGUACAGAGCGUAGAAUAAACGCGAUAUGGAUAAUGCAACCGUAAUAAAAAGAUUCCUAUUUUACAGUGUCUCUAUUUGUUCCAUUUAACAAUUUUCUAGAAAACAGAAAUCUUAUGCGGUGCAUUAUCGAUAUUUUAAUGAAUUUAAAUAGCGAGGAACCAAAUUUAGUUCUUGCUAAUCUUUGAAAUAUAAUUAAGAAUUGUUUUCUUGUUUCAUUAGUAGAGUACUUAUAAAGAGAAUUAUUUUUUGUCUAUUAAACUUAUUCUUGUAAAAGCAUUUUUGAUUAAUGUAUAGAGUGAAUCACUUAAGAUGUUUAUUGCAAUAUAUUCAUUACUCACAUAUAUUUUUUAUAUAGAUUUAUAUAAUCAAUUAAUAUUAUUUUUUUAUCGAUUAAUUAAUUGCUUAUUUAGUUUGAGAUCAUGUAAAAAUGAAAAAUAAAUCACGGGAUUCGAAGAUUUAUAUUAUAAUAGUUUUACGUUUUUUAUACACAAAAAAGUAUUGUUGCAAUAUAAAUCUCUGUAUACUGCUGUAAAAUUCAAUAUAUUAAUUUUAUAUUGGAAUAUGAAGAAUUACAGAGAGUGUAAUUAAUUUGUUCUUUAUAAAAUUCUUUAACAUAUUUUUAUUUUGAGCAAUUUUAAAAAAUUUCUAAUAAGAAACAAAGAAUUUUUUUUUAUCACACGUAUGUUAUUUUGCUGUUUUCAUAAUUAUUACUUAUUUUAUAAAAUAAAUGGCUGCAUAUAAUAAAUGGAAUAGGAAACAAUAAAUAAGGAACAGUUGAAUAUUGAAUAAGAAAAAUAUAAAAUGUUCCUUAUUUAAUAUAAUUAACCGUUCUUUUAUUCUGUCUUUUUUAUUCUUUUCAUUAUGCUUUUCAGAAAUAUCAAUUCUUUUUUAGAAAUAUAACUUUUGAACUGUGUUGCGUGUGAUUAGUCGAGAAUUCACAUCUUAAGUGCCUCACUUUACGUAAUUAUACUGUUAAUUGCCUCAAGUGAUCGCUAAAGUGAUAAUUAAAUUGUUAUCGUUGGAUGCGAAAUUCACUCAAUAUAUUUUUUCGCGUAAUUGUAAAACUUUUAAGUUUAAAUGUAUUCGACUCUUUCGCAUCUCGAGUAUUCAUGGAUGUUAAAGCAGUAUUCCAAAAAAGAGAGCUUAGUGAUCUAAUGUGAAGAACAAAGUGUAGCAAUAUUAGGAUGUAAGGAACAAUUUAUGUAGUAACUGUACAAACAAUUGUGGAGAAUGUUCGUUAAUCGAUCGAUCUUGCGUGAUAGAAAUUGCUACGCGAAUCGUUUCGAUUAACGCUGAAGAAGUAUUUUACGUUCUACUCAGUGCUUCGGUAUAUUUGUUAAAAUUAUGCAACAUUUCUCACCGUCCAAUCUGUAUUCUGACAAAGAGAAAUUAUUGGCUGCAUUUGCGUUUCGACAGUAUUCUAAGGAACUCCGAGUAAUGUUUUAAGUAUUAUUUGUGAAGAUAAUUCGAUUUUAACAAUUUUCUUUUUGAAACUUACGAGUAUUAUAAAGCUUAUCUUGCGGCACAGAAAUAGAGAAAAAGAAGAAAGGAAAAGGAGAGAGAAUGAGAGUAUAUGCACAUAAUGCAAUACUAACAUCGCGUAACUAAUAAUAUAAUAUUACUGCAGAUCAGUACUAAUAUAUCUUUGCUUUAUUCGCAUUUUUAUUGUCAUGCACAUUCUCAAAUUUGUUUGUUCAAACUUUUUGCUUGAGAAGCAAAGAGUUUAUUAUGAUACGGAAUAUUUAUAUGAAUGAUUGACGAUUUUCUUUCAAAAACGAUGACUUUUAUAUUAAACUUUUCGCGUAAAUAAAACAUUUAACUUUCUUCAGAUGAGAUUCUGCAAUUAAUUUCCAGCGACUUUAAUAAUUGCUUUCUGUAUCCAUUGAGAGUUUUCAGAAAUGCACUUUUAUCUCAUCUGUCACAUGUAUGUAUGUGUGUGUGUGUGCGUGCGUGCGUGCGUGUGUGUGUGUGUGUGUGUGUGUGUAUUUUUUUCCGUUCUUCAAGAUUCAAUAUUCCGAUCUUUACCAUUCCUUUAUUUGGGAACGCUAGUGAUAAUACUGAGCAGCUUGUUAUAUGAUGUCAUGCGACAAAUUUUGCUCGUGAUCACAACGAAUUUCCACUUUGGGCUGUACGCCGAUCGUACAAUUGUCGCGCAAGCGAGGUUUUAUCGUCCGUAGUCUUAAAUUUUUUAGUUUUAAUCAGCCAUAUCGAGAGCCGAUUGAGUCGACAUUAAUUAAUUAAUAGCGACUAAUUGCAGAGAAUAUUCAAACGUAUUCACGUCGAGGUGAAGCCUAAACUCGAUGUUAAUCAAAUAUAUUAAUAGAUGAGAGAAAAUGAAAGGGAGAAAAAGAGUAAGAAAGAGAGAGAAAAAGAAAGAGAUAAACAAUAAUCGAAGAUUCCCUUAUUGUUGUGUAUAGCAAGCGUAUAUAUUUGCACUAUAUUUUGUAAACCUGUUUUCAUAAUCUAUGGAGAAAAAAUCGAGAAAAGAGCGAUAUUAGUCGGUUGCUAUUCACCGAGAGACACGUCAUGGGGAUGUUAUUAAUCUUACUAUAUUUUACUUAUAGUAUCGAUUGUAAUUUCGCAAAGUACAGUAUAUUUUUUAAUUAUUGUAUCAUGUAAUGUUAUUAGCGAAAUACGAUAUUUGACGGAAAAUAUAUGUCAGCUGUAUUCAACA